UUAUUGUACCAUGGUUCCUCUAGUGCAGCUAAUAAUGUAUAUAGAUUUCACUAAUAAUGCGCCAUCCGCUACUUUAGAAUAUAGGGAAAAAAUAUGAAGAGAGAGAAAGAACGGUAAUGGUAGCCCUGUUGGAAAUAAGGUCUGACCAGCGUCCACCACCAGCACUCCUCCCACCACCUGUUGCUGCUGUGACUAUGAGCUGAGUGCCAGUGCAAAUUGAGUGCCGUGUGCCGCCGUUAGCCUGUGUCACUUCCCGCAGCCUGUGUCAUGACCCCGGUGAAGAUUGGCAUCAUUGGGGGAUCAGGGCUGAACAAUCCCAACCUGUUUGAGGUGACCAGUGAAUCGCCCCAAGACACUCCCUAUGGACCACCCUCAGACAUCCUGCGGGAGGGAUUCAUCGAGGGCGUACCCUGCGUGCUACUGGCCAGACAUGGCCGCAAGCACACCAUAAUGCCCACCAAAGUUAACUACAGAGCCAACCUGUGGGCACUGAAGGCAAGGGGCUGCACCCACAUACUGGUUUCUACUGCCUGUGGGUCCCUGCAGGAGAACAUCUGUCCUGGGGACUUUGUUAUCCUGGACCAAUUCAUUGACAGAACCACAAAACGCUCACAAACAUUCUACGAUGGUGAGGAGGGACAUCCAGCUGGCAUCCUUCACCUCCCUAUGGAUACCCCAUUCUGCUCUGACACCGCCACCAUCCUGAAGCGAUGUUGUGAUGAUAUGGGCUACACUGUCCACCCUACAGGGACUGUGGUAACCAUAGAGGGGCCAAGGUUCAGCUCCAAGGCAGAGAGUCGCAUGUUCCGGCAAUGGGGUGCUGAUGUGAUCAACAUGACCACUGUGCCGGAGGUGGUGCUGGCCCGGGAGCUUGGCAUGUGCUACGCUGCCAUUGCCAUGGCAACUGACUACGACUCGUGGAGGGAAGGACAUGAGGCAGUGACAGUGGAGGCUGUCAUGGCAACCUUCAGAACCAAUGCCGAGAAAGCUGUCAAUGUCCUGAAGUUAGCUGUGGCCAUAAUAGCAGGAGAGGACUGGAGUCAAAGGAUUUCUACUCUGAAGUCAAGUGUGGACAGCAAUAUAAUGAGUGGCAAAUAAGGUUUACAAGUCUGCAAAACUGGAAAAGCAUUCUCCAACAAAAAAAACUGCUUCAUUGAUACAGAGUUACCAAUCAGGAUGGAAUCGAAAGCUAUCAUCAACGCCCCUCUUACUGACAGUCUUUCAUCUCUCCCAUACUGCAUCUCUUACCACACAUAUCCAAACCCAACACAAGAAGGAUGCCAAGGAUUUCUCCACCUCCCACAACUUGCCUCAAAGCUCAGACAAAUUAGCAAAGGGUGUCCCACCCUAGUGUAAAAAAAACAAACAUGCAACAUCCUCCUGACUAGACUGACAUCCAGGCUAUAAGAGCAUUCUUCACAAGUGGACCCCAGCAUAAAUUAAUGAAGCUAAUACCUGCCACCUGUCAAGAAAUCAGCCGUUACGUAGCAACCAAGCACUGUGAAUCCUCUUCUAAUAAAAAUAUUGUAAUUACAAUAUAGAGGACAGAGAAAGAAUAGAAAAUAUCCUGUGGAUGUGACAAGGAGUACCAAUCCUCACUCCAGAAAAAGACCGGGCAUCUCAAAAGCUUUUUACUUUGUAACUUGGCAGCCUAUAUUUCCCUCCUAAGAAGUCUUGAAAUUACUUUUUGCAACUCAAGUUGAGUCCAUGCACUCUACUUUUGCUUCAUGUUGGGCUACAUAGAAAUAGUGUAGUCUACUGUGCAAAUAAAAGUAAAGGACCCCAAUUUUAAAGCAUUGACAUCCUCCUUCCACCACCACCAGCUGAAACACUGCACAGCUACAGUAAACCUAAAUGAAUUAAUAUUUGGUUUUCCUAUACUUUUCCAUACAAACCAUUUCAUAAUUGAAAAUAAUUUUUUAUAACAUUUUAUGCCAAUAACUGCACACCAUCAGUAUGAUUGCCAAAAUCUUACACCACAUUUCACAGGUUAAUGCAUUGACUGACAGGAUGCAGAGGAGCAAAUACAAGAUAGCCUUCAUAAGACCGUUCCAUCUUGUCAAAAUUUUACAAAAAGUAGAAUCAAAUGCCUUAACUAUCAAAACUGAAGAAAAAAGUACAAAAAAAAAAAUCAGAUUUAACAGUGUACCUACCUAGUGAAUAAAUUAAUGUAAAAACUA
This is a messenger RNA of Portunus trituberculatus (swimming crab), 2180 nucleotides long. Its product is annotated as S-methyl-5'-thioadenosine phosphorylase-like. Lineage: Eukaryota; Metazoa; Arthropoda; Malacostraca; Decapoda; Portunidae. Gene Ontology annotation, biological process: nucleoside metabolic process. Gene Ontology annotation, cellular component: cytosol. The transcript has 8 exons. Gene Ontology annotation, molecular function: S-methyl-5-thioadenosine phosphorylase activity. Bases 268 to 1098 code for a protein of 276 amino acids. The record is from RefSeq and is a predicted model, not a curated record.